AUGUCGACCUUACAAGUGUCGAGGCGUUAUCGCUCGUCGACUUCGGCGUCUUCCAGAUCGUCCAGCGCCGCCAACUCGAAAGCUCUCGAAAUCCUGCGCGGCCUCCUCGAUACACUCACGUCCAGCACACAACGGCGAACCAACAAUGGAUAUCCCGAGUUUCCCGUGCUCAUCAAGAGCCUCCGUCAGAUUCGACAGCACAUUGCCGCGACCGAACCCCCGAGCCCGCCCCAAGACGAUUUUAGGCACCUACACGGGUUCAACAGGCUCCUCGACGUGCUGAGAUCCUACUCGGGCUUUUACAACCCCCAACGCCGGACCAAAGAAGAGAAAGAAGGUCUAUUUGGAUUGCUCGAAGCUGUCUUGGACGUCUUUGCCGCUGCCUUCUUGGACCAUCCAGGGAACAAGCGAUACUUUCGCCACAGGGUGGAAGGAGGCGGAUGGGAGGCUCUCGAGCAGACUAUUGCCAGCGUUGGCCUUGGCGGAAGCGACUCUGAUCUGUGGACCAACUGUCAGAUGUUUGGGAAAUUGCUAGCAUUCUCACUCGGGGACAAGACUAUGGACGCCAUCUGCCAGUCGGUUGCGACAAGUUCAGAACCGAAGGACGGAAAUGCCAAGAACUCGAAAGAUCCAGAGGAGCCCCCUGAGGACGAUGCUCAGCAACCAAAAACGCCGCAAGUUCCAGAACGAAAGGACGUAAUACAGGCAGUGCGCGAUGGCAUGCAGAAACGGGCCUUCUUCAGAAAUCCUGAAAUUUUGCGUGCUGUCGUGGGCUUCUGGGAGUCUAUUCCGCGAGCACAAGAUAUGCCAGCCAACUCUUGCUCAAUGGUCGUCUUGGAGAUCAUGUCCAGCGCAGUUUCCGUCUCGAUGUUCAACCUCGCAGCUCUCCACGCAACCGGAGUAUUAUCGCGAUUCCUCCGCGUGCUUUUCAGCCCCGUCGCCAAACUCGACCAAGCAGAGAAGGACAAGCUCCUCAUCAUGUGCAAAAAGCUCAUGUACUUGGGAUUCAACCAGCCCGCCGACACCCAGUUCUUACUGGCGAGCAAAUUGCCGGAAGCCUCAGAGUUCUGCUUGGAGAUGACUUCGACGUAUAGCGGCCCGCCGUUCUUUCAAUUCGACCUCUCCUUGCAUGGCCACUCGUCCAUCGAAUUACCCACCCUCGGCCGGUCUUUUCCUCCCAGCUCAUCUCCAGGCUAUACCUUUACGGCAUGGAUUCGUGUGGAUCGUUUUGACCCCAACUCACACACAACCCUCUUUGGCGUCUUUGAUGCCAGUCAGACAUGCUUUCUCCUCAUGUAUCUUGAGCGGGAUACACGCAACUUCAUCUUACAGACCUCAGUCACUUCCAGCCGACCAAGCGUCAGGUUCAAAGGGAUGUCAUUCAAGGACAAGCAAUGGUACCAUAUUGCCCUUGUUCACAGACGACCAAAAACAAUGACUGCAAGCAAAGCCUCACUGUACGUCAACGGCGAAUUUGUUGAGCAGAUCAAGUGUGCAUAUCCUUCGCCGCCACCACUCGCCAACGCUAGUACCGAAAGCUUCGCAUCAUUUGCUUCGACGAACGCAAAGCAACAUCCUGUUCAGGCAUUCCUAGGAACUCCAAGAGAUCUUUCCAGCCAAGUUGGUCCCGGUCUGGUCUUUUCGAAAUGGUCUUUGGCUUCAGCCCAUCUUUUUGAAGACGCCCUAAGCGAUGACUUCCUGGCUGUUCACUACGGACUCUCCCCAAAAUACCAGGGCAACUUUCAAGAUAGCCUAGGCGGUUUCCAGACUUACGAGGCCUCGGCGAGCCUAGGAUUACGAAACGAGGUUUUCCAUCCUGGAAGAGAUGAGAGUUCCGAUAUCAUAAGAGCCAUCAGAGACAAGGCUGGCAGCCUCCUCCCAGAAAGCAAGAUUCUACUGAGCAUACUCCCAACAGGUGUCUUCAGAGAAGAUGGCGUUUAUCAAGAUACCCAGCUUUACCGUGCACUGCCUCGGCCUGCAGCAACGAAUCUCAUUCAAAUGACCCAUAGAAGCGGUUCAGCCAUUGCGAUUAACGCUGCCCUGCCAUGCCUUCUGGAUGCACUCGCACGUUCCCAAGGUGUUGCUGUUCUAUCUGGCAAUCCCGUGGUGGUGAUGCCCUCCUAUUUCGACGACAACUUCUGGCGCCUUGCAGGCUUCACUCCUUUGGCUCUGAAGAUUGUUGAAAGGGCGACUUCAGUAGAAGAAACUGUUCGAGCGGUCGAGAUGACGUUUUUGUGCAUCAGAAAGAGCUGGAGAAACAGCGAGGCGAUGGAGCGUGAUAAUGGCUACGCUAUCCUCGGCAUGCUUCUCAGAGCUAAACUGGGCUAUACCGUCAACUUGGGUGCUGACAGCGCCAAUCUACGCUUACCGAUUUCAAGUGAAGAACGGGACAGAUUGAGUUUUCAGCUUUUAAGCCUUGUCCUCGAAUUUGUGGGCUAUAACCUUGCAGAGCCUUUGGAGUCCUUCAUUGUGAAUCCUCUGGCGUACCGCAUUCUGCUUAUCGAUUUCGACACCUGGAGACGAUCAGCUUCCAUCACCCAAGAGCUAUACUACAAGCAAUUCGUGACGUUCUCAGUGAAGAGCAAGUAUCAUCAAUUUAAUAGCAGGAGAUUAAUGCGCAUGAGAAUCGUCAAACGGCUGCUCGACGCGAUGAAAGCAGAAUCGAUUUCCGAGGAGGUGCAACCGCACUUCAUGGCUGCUUUGGAGCAACUGGUGAAAUGCAACUACACAGCAGAGGUACACAGGUCACUAGCCUUGUUCAUCACGUAUGCCUUCCACUCGCCAACAGCCUCUCUGGUAAGGUCACCAAGACCUGUGUCUGCCACAGCCCGAACACCCACGACCGGAUAUGCCAGACGGGCAACUUUCGACUCCAAUACCACAUCGAAUACGUCCCCCUCGCGGUUCAUGACCAAGAAACAACUCGGUGCCAAGAUUCUGGGAAUGUACUCAAACCUGCUCUGCGAAAAGGGCAACCUGGCCAACAUCCGCAAGUUUGCAAGGACAGUGACGAACAAGUGGCUGCUAUAUCUCUUGGCCAACGACGAUCCCGAAACGGUAGUAUAUGGCAGCAAGAUCCUGGCCAGACUCCUCAUCACGCACGGCUCCACGUACACGGCCAAGUUCUCCGGUAAGACUGGUGGCUUCACCAUCAUGGCGCAUCGACUUAAACGCUGGUGGCACAUUCCCUCCCUGUGGCCAAUCUGCUUCAGCAUCCUAUUCGGACUUGACGUAGCGAACGUGGAUUUGGAACGCAACUUCGAGUUUUCCAGCUUACUUGAAACCUUUGGAAGAGCUCGCGUUCUCUAUCCUGAGUGUCUGCAAGUCAUAGCUUCAAUGUUACAACAUGGCUUGAAGGAUGUCAUGAAGCAUCAGGAGGACCCAAAUUCUCCUCAAAAGUCGCAUCAUCUUCAAGCAAGCGGGUUCGAAGGCCUAGAAACCCGGCCCCGGGCCAAGUCCAUGGAGACUAGGGGUCUAGAUGCGAGAAUAUCAGAGAAUGGCCCGCGUGAUAGCGAGCGGAUUUCAAACCACGCGCCCAUGCUAUUGACUGUCAUCCGAUUCCUGGCAGACUUGCACUCCCGGUCAGCCGACUUCAAGGACUUCGCAUUGACGUCUGAGUAUGUGAGGUAUCUCUUAUGGGCGUGUUAUCCCAUCAUCGUUAGCACCGAUGCUGUCACGCCAGACACGGAGCUCAACUCUCGAGAUUCAGCUCUGACAUUUGAGGGCGGGGAUGUGAUGAUUCGCCCGCUUGCCGGCUCUCAGCCUGGCCCCAUCGUGCGGACGACGAGCACAGAUGCAGUUGCUGCUUUGGCAGGGAACCCUCGUGGAACACCUCUACGGAAAGCAUCUGGUUUCGUUCUGCUCACCAAUCAAACAUCACCUCAGGCCCCGAGCCCGGUCCGAUUUGCACCUGUUAUGUCACCGAAGAAGAAGGUCGCCUCUCAACAGUCAAGCAGCGCUGCACUUGACAGCAUGGUGGAUCUGGUCGUCAGUGUCUUUAUAGAUCAAGUCUUUACGCGCAAAGAGUUCCCUGGCUUCGGCCUCUUCCUCAAGAUCCCGCCAGGUUUCCAGGAGCAUCAAGCCUAUUUCGAGUCUUUUGUCCUGAGAAAGACGCUUCAACAACUUGGAAGCCAUGUCCAAGCGAAUCAGAAGGUUCUCAGCGAGCCUAAGGUUCUUACCAACAUGGGUAGACUUGCGGCGCACGUCACCGAUACCAUCUUUGAGGGCUGGUUCAUUAACGGUACUGAGCCCAUGCUAGAGUUCGCUGGCAUGGUGCUGGAGUAUCUACAAAGGUCCGAAGUAUCGACAAUGAAAAGCGUUCGCCUGUGUAGUCAAGCCGUUGGAACCAUCCGUCAAUCAUUCUUGAAGCUUCUUCUCUUGCGGUUUUCAGAACUGGACGAUCCAGACACGCCGGACGCCAGCGCAAAGGAAUUCAUGAGUAACAUUCUCUACUGGCAAGCUCCGGUUCUGGGCUGCCUUGCGAAUGAGGAGGAGUACAUGAAGCUGUUCUGGUAUCAAUUGUACUCGAAGCUGGUUGAUCCCCGAACAUCCAUCAGGUCUGCUGCAGCUACGAUCAUGCGCAUCAUGCUUGUCCAGAAGCCCCAUGAAUCCAAGGUGUUGUUCAGACAAUGUGUAGAACCAGACCAGCAGCACCUGACGAAAGAUUUCGUUGUUAAGCUCACCGAAAUCGACGACGAGGCUUUCAUCGAAUGGGUGGACCAGCACCGUGCGUCACUGGAUGCAUUCUUUUUCGGUGGCAUAUCAAAGAUCUGGGAGGAGUUUGUCGUUGUCGAAAACCAGCGAACGGUUGAUUCGGCUAAGUUCCGAUUAGCGAAGCGCAGAGAUCGACUGAAAGCAUGGCAGACGGAGGCACUUACCGUGGAUAACAUCCUCCUCCGUCACGACAUGGCGAACGGGGCCUGGAUGAAGAGCAUUUUUACCAGCGAGCACUUCAAGCAUCAGCGUCUGACACAAGACCAGCAGGAUGAUAUGGCCUUCCUGGGUGCGGCAUUUGUCAAGAUGGACAAUGAUCUGCGACGCCCGGGUGCUGUGUUCAGCGAGCAAGCUCAGCUUAAGUGGAAGCUUGAUCGGACUGAAGGACGCAACCGGAUGCGUCUGAGGCUUCUACCUGACUAUUCCAACAAGAAUUCAGACUACCAACCGAAGAGGAGAGCAGGAGAGCCCUCCACUCCUUCAGCCCUGAAAGUCAACACUGCUAUGGCCCCCGCGCAGAUCGCACCGUCGCCCAUCAAGUCAGCUACACCGGCAUCAUCACGUGUACAAUCUAUUCCGAGCCUCGAUGGUGCAGAAAACCCCGAUACCCCGCCGGAUGUUGACCAGGACGCGGAGGCAAACGAGUCCGGCGUAGGAGCCGAAGAAGAUUUUGAGCUUGUUGACGAUCCGAACGAUGCCAACGAAGGCGACGAUGGCUUCGAGGACAAGAAUCGCAAGGUUAUGAGGCGGCUUGAACAAGGUGACCAAGUCCAAGCCGUGUACAACAUCUCCCGCAUCGUCGGUCUUGAGGGAUGUGAGGGAAUUCUCAUCAUUGGCAAGGAUGCCUUAUAUAUCAUGGACAACGUCUUCCAGUGUGCUUCUGGAGAGAUUGUCAAUGCCUGGCAGGCACCUCCUGAGGAACGAGAUCCUUUCUCGGAGAUCAUCACGGACGCCAAAACGACGGAGCAACGCCAGAGCUCAAGCCGGAGUGAACAAGAAUCUCGCAGCUGGAGAUGGCAUGAUGUGAUCAGUAUCUCCAAGAGAAGAUUCCUUUUCCGAGACGUCGCGAUCGAGGUCUUCUUUACAGAUGGACGCAGCUACUUACUGACGUCCAUGAACCCGAUCCUGAGAGACGAGGUCUUUGGCAAGCUAAUGAACAAGGCGCCGCAUACAAACUCCGCUAGUUCACUUCCGAAUCCCGAGGAUGCUUGGCGUCUUGAAGCGCUGAAGGUCUCAGAAGAGAUGCCCCAAGGCUUUGGUUCGAAGUUCGGAAGCAUCUUCAACUCGACACCCUGGAACCCCGCCAUGAAGAAGUGGCAGAAGGGAGAAAUGUCCAACUUCCACUACCUUAUGCUGGUCAACACGAUGGCAGGGCGUACAUUCAACGACUUAACUCAGUACCCCGUCUUCCCUUGGGUUCUCGCGGAUUAUACGAGCGAGGAGCUCAAUCUGAACGAUCCGGCAACUUUCCGAGACCUCUCAAAGCCGAUGGGCGCGCAGACCGCUGGCCGUGUGUCCGGGUUCAGGGAGUCGUACGAUGCCCUGGCAGAGAUAGGUGAAACUCCGUUCCACUACGGCACCCACUACUCGUCAGCUAUGAUCGUGUCGUCAUAUCUCAUUCGCCUUCCACCCUUCGUUCAGUCUUAUAUCCUCCUUCAAGGCGGAUCGUUCGACCACGCCGACCGUCUGUUCCAGUCGAUUCCUCACGCGUGGAAGUCUGCCUCGUGCGACAACAAGGCCGAUGUCAGAGAGCUGAUUCCGGAAUUCUUCUGCCUCCCAGAAUUCUUGACGAACAUUAAUCAGUAUAACUUUGGCAAUCGCGAAAGCACAGGAGCAAAGGUCAAUAAUGUUGUCCUGCCUCCCUGGGCCAAGGGUGACCCCAAGAUCUUCAUUGCCAAGCAUCGCGAAGCACUUGAGAGUCCCUACGUCAGCCAGCACCUGCACAACUGGAUCGACCUGAUAUUUGGGUACAAGCAGAGAGGGGACGCAGCUGUAGACAACCUCAAUGUUUUCCAUCAUCUCUCGUACCGUGGAGCAACGGACCUGGACAACAUUAGCGAUCCUCAAGAGAGGCGUAUUACUGCUGGUGUCAUCCACAACUUUGGCCAAACUCCUCACCAGGUGUUCACUAGGUCUCAUCCUGGCCGCGAGCACUUUUCUUGCCCAAUACGGCGGUUGGAUACCUCGGUCUAUGCUCUGACUAGGUUAUCCCACCCACUGCUCGAAUCCCACGAGAGAGUAGCAACUCUGAUUUACUCGCCAAAGAUAGACCGCCUCAUAUGUGCCUCACCUUUCCGCCUGAACGUUGCCCCGUACGACAAGUUCCUUGAAUGGGGCUAUGCCGAUAACAGUGUCCGCUUCUUCUUCAGCGACAACCGGAAGCCCGCGGGACUAUUUGAGAAUCUCCACAUUGGACAGUUAUCUUGCGCCAUCUUUGCAGACUCGAAGACGCUCAUCACAGCGGGAGAAGACUGCGUCAUCUCCGUAUACGCUGUGCAGACAGCGCCUGGAAAAGUAGUUGAUCUUUUGCCUCGGUCGUCGCUCUUUGGUCACCGGGCUCCCGUGACGAACAUAGCCGUGUCUAAGUCCUUCAGCACGUUUGUGUCGGCGUCGACAGAUGGCCAGGCUUUCCUCUGGGAUAUCAACCGUCUAGAGUUCAUCCGCAAGUUGCCUCUCUCGCGGCCCGUGGAGUGCGCCCGCAUCAAUGAUGUCUCAGGCGAGAUCAUGCUUGGAUCCGGCCCCAACCUCAUCUUAUACACCCUCAACGGGACAGUGCUCGUCGACCAAAAUGUGUGCGCGGAACCUGACGACUACGUUCACUCAUGUGCAUUUUACGAAAGUGCUGGCGACGAGUGGGUUGAGAAUUGCCUGAUCUUCACCGGCCACAAGAGAGGCCGUGUGAACGUGUGGAAGAAGUGCGUAAAGAACGGGAAGUGGGUAUUGGAGCUACUCCGCCGCUUGGACCAUACCGAUCCACGAUCAGAAGUGGGCGCCAAUUACGACGCAGGCAUUACUUGCAUCACGCCCAUGCCGCAAUGCGUCUACACAGGAGAUGAUGAUGGGCGAGUGUACGAGUGGAACCUUGUCCAGCGGGACAGAUAG
Molecule: messenger RNA, 7815 nt
Organism: Colletotrichum paranaense
Lineage: Eukaryota; Fungi; Ascomycota; Sordariomycetes; Glomerellales; Glomerellaceae
Product: beige/BEACH domain-containing protein
Exons: 7
Coding region: 1-7815 (2604 amino acids)
Molecular function (GO): protein binding
Source: RefSeq, a predicted model, not a curated record